CCCCUAUAUCAGUGUCUCCUCCCCGGGGCGGCCCAAUGCACCCGCCCUGCCCCGCUCCUCCCGGCCACACCGCCAGCCCGGAGCCCGCAGAGCGGCGUGCCGUGCCGUGCGGUGCCGUGCCGUGCCCACCCGUGGGGCCGAGCCCCUCGCCUGGCUCCAUGCGGCGGGGUCCACCCGGCCCCGCUCCCCCCUGCCCGGGGAGCCCCGGCGGUGUCAGGGCAGCUCGACGGCUGCGGAGGCGCGGAGGGUCCCCUCGGCUUUUGCCCGACGUGCGCAACAUCUUCUCGGCUCCUCGAGAAGCGGCGGAACGAGCCCACGGUCACGGUCACGGUCACGGUCACGGUCACCGCUUCGUCCCCCGCGUCCCUCGCUGCGGUUGGUGCGAUCUGUGCGGAGCUGCCGUGCGGGAUCGUGCCCUGCGCUGCGAAUAUUGCAGGUACACGUGCCAUCAGCAAUGCUGCAGCCUCGUCCAGCUGGACUGCCGCCGGCCUGACCCCGGGCAGCUCUCUCCUGUGGGCACCAUUGUGCUCCCCUGCAGCCAGAAUGUAACGAAAGCUGUAGAAGAAAAACCUGAGCCUCCAACUGUUGAGGAGAUCAAAGAGAAGAUAGAAAAAUACAAUGCAAAAGUUAAUAACUGCCUGCUGAUGAAGCUGAGUGAUGAUGGGACCUACACAGGAUUCAUUAAGGUGCACCUGAAGCUGCGCCGCCCGGUGACGGUGCCAGCAGGGAUCCGACCUCAGUCCAUCUAUGAUGCCCUGAAGGAGGUGAACCUGGCUGACACCACGGAUAGGAGGACGUCCUUCUACCUGCCUCUGGAUGCCAUCAAGCAGCUGCACAUCAGCAGCACGACCACGGUGAGCGAGGUGAUCCAGGGGCUGCUGAAGAAGUUCAUGGUGGUGGAUAACCCGCAGAAGUUUGCGCUGUUCAAGGAGAUGCGGAAGGAUGGGCAGGUCCUCCUGCAGAAGCUGCCCCUCACUGAAUUCCCACUGUACCUGAGGCUGCUGGCCGGCCCCGACACCAACGUGCUCAGCUUUGUGCUGAAGGAGAAUGAGACUGGGGAAGUGGAGUGGGACGCGUUCUCCAUCCCAGAGCUACAAAACUUCUUAAUGAUCCUGGACAAAGAAGAGAAGGACAAAAUCCAGCAAGUGAAAAGGAAGUACGAGAAGUUCAAACAGAGACUGCAGCAGAGCUUGAAAGAGGCUGGAGACAAACCUGGUUAACCCUCAGGGCACGCCAGCAGUCAGACUAAGCUACGUGUUGUUCUUCAAAUGAACAGACUCUUCUCAGGACACUUCCUGGUGGUCACCCUCCCACUUCAUCCCUCCAUUAAGGAUAUAGGACCCGUUAUAUGGACAUGUCAUGUUUCCUUCUGAAACCUCACACCCAAGGACCAGAGCCAGCCGGAGAAUGGGAUGUCUGCACCAGAGCUGCUGGGCUGUGCCAUAAGCACAUAAGCUUGCUUGUUAUGGCUGAGGUUCUGCAGUUGCAUUGUGCCCAUGUGGCCCAGUUCCCAUUUCUUAAGUGGGGCACAGGAAGGAGCAGAUAACACAGAGGUUGGUGCACCGACCCACGUGGGUGUUGCAGCUGAAACCAGACAGACUUAUUAAGGCUAAAGUGGGAAAUGUGGCAGCUGCAGCACCCCGACAGUCCUUCAGUAAGUAUUAUUGAAACAUAGUGAUAUUCAUUCCAGGGAAAGUCGUUUAUUUUGUUUCUAAUUAACUUUGUAAACAGACUUGAAUUUGAGCAAAUAUUCAUGAUGCUUCGCUGAGUUAGUCUGUAUGUUAUGAGUUUUCUACUCUGCAGGAAUUGGGACCUAUGUGUUAAGAGAAAAGCGUGAAGACAGGGUGUGGGGAUGGGGGUUCUGCAUAGAACCCUGAGCAAUACGCAGCCAGCAGGUGACUGCAGGGAAGCUCAAACCCUUCUUUCACCAAUCAGACCCAUUUUGAGCUGUGAAGGGGUUUGGCAGGAAGGAGCUUCAAGCCAGGCCAGGAGUGGUGUGUGUGCAGAUCCUUAGCACCAGGAAGAGCAAGGGAACCACAAACCUGAGAUGCCUUCCUGCCACCACCCCCUUGCAUUGUGCCUCCUCUCGCUGACCCCUUAGUCUGCUGCUCUCCCAUCUCUUUUCUCCCUUCCAGGUGCAAGGGAUGCUAUGGGGAUGCCAAUCCCAGAGCUGAUUUCCCAUUUACUUUCAGCACUUUGUACUGAGCUCACUGUGUGCAGCCGCGAUCCACCUUCCCUCUGUUCACAGUGUGAAAAGCAAACGUGAAGGCUUAGCUGGAUUCAGACGGAGCAAUGAGAUGCUCUCGGUGAGCUGAGUUCCUCCCACCUGUAUAAGUGGGAAAGAGCAGGUUAUUAGGGAGCGGGUGAUGGAGACAACUUGGAAGAGUCUAAAAUGUACCUCAGUGCCUUUGAUUUUUCCUCAAGUAUAAAAACUUUACGUUUGGGCUUAAGGAGGAGGUUGGAGGGGCUUUUGCCAAGGCCUUGGCAGUGCUCCCCUGGGUCCCUGCAGGCUGCUUUUGUCCAUAGAGAGAAGAGGAACAGUUGUUUCUUUCUGCAAGGUGAUUGCUUGGCUUUUUUUCUUUCCCCCCACCCCCCAGGUUUAUACUUGAGUAUGUUUGUUUAUAAAGGUGUGAGUAACUGCAUCACCUACAGCCCUCACUUUGUGCAAAUGCCACUUGGUGCAAGCUCAGUUCCAGCUCUUGCCUUAUUCAGUGGUGUAAAAGGGUUCCUAAGUGAGGCUCCAGCUGCUGCCACGCGGUGCAGGAAGGGCCUCCCAGCUGUACUGUAUUCUCUACCCAGAUGACCUUUAACAGCGUGGCAGCAGCCCAAACAGAGCAGCGAUUUUCAUGCUCUGGGGCCGUUUGCCUGUUUAUAAAAAUACUUAAUUACUUCGCUAUGCACUUGUGAAGUAAUUUAAAUAACAUUUAUCCACUGCUUUGAGUCUUGAAAGCACUGUAUAAAUACUUCUGUUAAGUGUAAGAACACUGUAGAAACUGCCACUGGUUGUGAGAAGCAAGACCCAGAUGCCUGCUUUCAAAUCCCUUACCUUUCUAGCUAUAAGUUUUUCAAAGGUUAUUAUUAUUUCUCCUGGUUGCUGUUGUUUUCUAUUUGAGUUCUGGUGACCGUCUGCCCUCCCUAAAACCCAGCAUGUCUUUGACCUUCUGUAGAAGGCAUGGCUUCUUAUGCAAUUACUGUGAAUGCUGCUGUGAAAACCUCCUGCAAAGAGGAGGGCUCUUUCCUUUCUUUCAUUUAAAGACAUGGGGCGUUGGAAGUGGUAGACAAUGAAACUCAAGUUCUCAGCAGUUAUUUGUGUCCAGGACAGACAUAAUGGGCCCCUUCCUUAAGAGCUGAGUACUAUUAGCAGUGCCUUUGGUUAGUAUGUUGUGUUGCCUGGUUUGGUGUGACUUUAUUUCCUUCUUGUAAAACAUGUAAAAUAACGUGUACAGAAUGGAAUAGCAAAGCUUCUAUGGCAAAGUGAAAUGCAUUUUUUUGCAAUGCUGUAAUUUAUUUUUCUUACUCCCCAGGAAUUCUAUGGCAUUUUUACAAAAUGUCUCAUUCCCAGCUUUAUUUUGAAGGUUCAGAAACUACUUAUCCAUAUGCAGAUGGUGUAAAAGACAAUGACAAUAAAACUGUCGGUAAUUAAAAUAA
Molecule: messenger RNA, 3648 nt
Organism: Coturnix japonica (Japanese quail)
Lineage: Eukaryota; Metazoa; Chordata; Aves; Galliformes; Phasianidae
Gene: RASSF5
Product: Ras association domain family member 5
Biological process (GO): signal transduction
Cellular component (GO): nucleus
Source: RefSeq, a predicted model, not a curated record